GGAGCAGUGUAGCGAACAGCCGUGAGCUCACAUUUCCCACUGAAAAUUCAAUUCCUACGCUGCAGUCACAGCGCACGGCCACGACGCAAUCCCAUCGGGCCCUUUGCGUCACGGAGUGACGUGACCUCACUCAUUCUCUUACGGGACCCCAGAUGCAGUAGAAGUGAUUCCUGCGGGUGUGCAGGUCAGAGACCUACCUUGUGUGCUACAGAGUACCAGUCUUCGGCUAUACACUUGCUGCUGCCCACAGGAGACGAGUCGGCGAGACUUAGAGCUGAAUCACCGCGAGCCAGCAGGCACGUGGCUGGCCCCAUGUGAGCGACAGUUACCUCGUACAUGCCACUAGCUGCAUCGUACUGGACACAGGGGUCGCCGACAGCAGUGGUUCGUGCAUAUCGAUCGAUCGACUGUGAGCUGUCUUCGAGUAAGUCAUCGGACAUUCGCUGUCAUUGCAACAUAACGAUGCGACACGUAUGGUGCCCGUUCUUCGACGCCAUUUAAGGCCAGCGACAGGUCCAAGCAAUCAAGAUAUGUUGGAAUGGCUGCGGAUAACCUUCGGGGACGCAGUGCUCAGAUGUCUACUGACUGGAAGCGCUGCGAAAUACUAGUAACGUAGUCCGACAACACAAAGGUGAUAUCCACACAAAGGCAAGGACGAUAUGUCCUCGCUGGAAGUAAAGCAUCGUUGAUGCCCCUGAAGGAUGUCACCCGCCCAGAUCAGCAGCAAACAGGUGUCGCAUAGCUACAGUGGUCAUCUCCAGAUAAGGGGCGUCGAUGGCGCUGCUGUACCGGUUCACGCGCCUCAACGACCGAUCCAACACGGGCGUCUUCACGUUCAUUGUGACGCGAUCCGUGACGCGCGACUUGCACCGAGACGCAACGACCAAGGACUUUCCCUUCGGAUAUCAUCGCUGGGCCCUCAGCUUCGUACGCAACGAAAAAGUCCUUGGAGUAUUCCUCGUCAUUAGGAAUCCUGCACCAGGAUCUCGCUGCUACCUUGACUUCACCUUUACACUUCUCAACAGGGAGCAUUUCUCCAAGAACGAAGUACUCUCGGAGAAACAGGUUCGGUUCACAGCGGAACAAGCUGCACAUGGCUCAGCUAAGUGGAUCUUGAUGACCGAUUUGCAGUCUAGAAGGUUCUCGGAUGAAACCGGCGAAUUCCUUCUUGAACUCUCUCUAGCAAAUGCUAGCACGGUUUUCGAAGCAGACAUUCGUGUGCCAGCUCACGUUUCAAAUCACCACCACGGCCCUCACCAUAGACAUCAUCACCAUUACCACAAGGACUAUAGCGCGGGAGCCGCAUCUGCGACGAGAUUGGAAUCGUCCUUCUUCUGCUUCGGAGGCUUCGAAUGGAACGUUUCGCUUCUUCCAAAUGGAUCGCCAGAAGACGGAGACAACGGAAGACCUAGAGUGUUACUGAACAGGCUCACAGGUUUUGACCACCCAUGCCGAGUGCAGUAUCGUGUUGUUCUGGGAGAAGGUGAUCGCAAGGCUGAGUCUGGACUACUGGACCAAAUCUCGGACCUCUCCGGGCGCAUACGAGGAUAUCCCCUCCGAGGCACCGCUGCCGACCUUGUGCGCCGGGCAGGACUCAUACGCCUCCACCUACACAUGAUAUCUGCCAAUGCAAUCUCCGAAGCCAAGGUGCCAGCAGUGAACCGCGAGCAGACUUUAGCCGGUAGAGACCCUGCAGAAACGGCCGUUGCCAACUGUUAUGACCGCGACAAGCAGGCCUGGUGUGUGGAGGCAGACCUAGAUAGCGACGUGGUGCGCCUCAAGCUUUUCUACGCCGACCUCCAUCAUGUGCCCAGGGGACACCUGCGUUACGUGGCCUGGAACGCCUACCUUAUAAGGCGCGACCCUGACUCCGGAGCCCGAGAGAGCGUGCUUGCUGUGCACGCUCCACACUCCUGCUAUUACGUGCAAGACGGAAUGGAUGUGGGAGUUGUGAUGGACACGGACGUUUCAGUCAGAGAGAUCCGCGAGUCCGCAAGCAUGUACCUUGACAGCAGUGGUCAUCUUACCGUACACGUGGAGUGGUUAGACUCUCAGCUCCUCUUUGGUGCUACAUACCACAAAUAUGACGACAUCGCCCGGCUACAGUGUCAUCAGAUGAAGCGAGAAAUCUCGGCUUUGCAAGCGGAGAACUACAACUUGGAGCGACAGGUAUUCAGCUACCAGAAGUCCAUAUCCUACGCAAGCGCACGAGGGCAGCCUUCUGACGACUUGCCCGAAGACUACUACGCCAACCACGUUCGACGACUGUCGGAAGCCCAGAGCCUCUCCGAGUCUGAGUAUGCCUGACGAGCUAGAGCAACGACGCCGUCUUGGCUACCUGCAACUCAUUGUCAUUUCUGGCAAUGUCUCGAGCUCUGUAAGGUUGCAUGAACCGCCUGAGGAAGGGACUCUGUAAGGCAUCACGUGAGAUGCCACUGUAGAUCUCGCUGUCGGGGAAAGGCGCUUCUUAUUUUUAUUCUCCGCAGAGUUAUUUCAUUCUGAAGAGAUUGCUGCUAUUGCUAGGCACAGUGAGGCCACGCAGUUAGCACGAACGUGUACAACAGUCGUUUCCAAACUUUGUAGCGCCGCACCUUGUCUCGUACUCCAGUGCAUACGUUGAAAAGAGCACUGGUAAGCGUAAAAUGAAGCAAAAGCCUCAAGUCGGGGCAUAUAUUGACAAUAUCGGCAGCUCACGACUUGAAGGCUUUUGCUUCAGUCUACCUUCGCCGAAACGCUGGAUUUUCCAUUUUCCACUGGUAAGCGUAAGGUUGCUAAGGGGCCACUAAAGUGAGAACAUUUCUCCUCGCGGAACCGUUACCGUUACGACACCGUUACCAUGACAGCGAUACAAAAGG
This is a messenger RNA of Ornithodoros turicata, 2855 nucleotides long. RefSeq lists its product as uncharacterized. The transcript is spliced from 11 exons. Gene Ontology annotation, molecular function: protein binding. The record is from RefSeq and is a predicted model, not a curated record. Lineage: Eukaryota; Metazoa; Arthropoda; Arachnida; Ixodida; Argasidae. The coding region runs from base 775 to 2307 and encodes 510 amino acids.